Salmo salar (Atlantic salmon) is the source of this 4301-nucleotide messenger RNA. Its product is annotated as NACHT, LRR and PYD domains-containing protein 12. The record is from RefSeq and is a predicted model, not a curated record. NCBI's taxonomy places the organism in Eukaryota, Metazoa, Chordata, Actinopteri, Salmoniformes, Salmonidae. Gene Ontology annotation, molecular function: protein binding.
GGUCAUGAUAUCAUAGAAGAAGAAGAAGAAGAAGAAGAAGAAGAAGGCGAUGACUGCUUCUGUACUGCUCCCCUUUUGCGUAAUCUCAAGCGUAUGAAUUUAUCGAGACGAAUUAGUCAAAUAAGACGGAGAAAAGCAAGCACGUAAGUCAAUGGUUGGUUGGUAGUGUGACCUCCCUGCAGGCGUCAUCACAUGAGGGACCAGCUAGCCUGUCUUACAGCAUUCUACACAGAUUCUGUCUCUGGAGAAAUUGGAGGGACACAAACGUUGGUAGUAACAGAUCUACCUCCUCUGAAUCCAGGGAAAUGUUUUGCCCUGGGGGGAAAAAACGAUUGACCGAACAAAGGAAAGUUUCUGCCUCCCAUGUGGGAAAACUCCGCAAUAAGCUGAAAGCCAUCCUAAAGAAAAAGUAUCAAAGUCCGCCAGGUGGGGAAACUGAGCAUCCAUUUUAUAUACAUUGCGAUCUCCACUAUCAAGCUGGUAAAAGUAGUGAGGAGAACCAACAUGAGUAUAUUCUAUCUGAGCCAGGCUACAGGAGAAGACAUAAAGGAACAUGUUCAUUCCUAAACUCAGAAGUCGAUGAACCUAUCAGAACAGCUCUGACAAAGGGCAUCUCUGGUAUUGGCAAAACUAGCCAUGUGCGGAUGAUGAUUCUUAACUGGGCAGAGGGAAAAGGAGACCAGGAAGUCCAACUCAUAUUUCCCCUUCCUUUCCGGGAGCUGAAUUUGCUAAAGGAGAGACUGAGUAUGAUUGAACUUCUUUACGAGUUUUUCCCAGAAUUGAAAGAACCAGGAAUUUACAACUUGGAGAACUGCAAAGUUGGGUUCUUUCUUGACGGGCUGGAUGAAUUCCGACGUCCUCUCGACUUCAAGAACAGCCCGAUAGUGACCGAUCUCACAGAGCCCUCCUCUGUGCCGGCACUGCUGACAAACCUAAUUAACGGUAAUCUACUUCCCUCCGCCGCUCACAUAUGGAUUACAUCCAGACCUGCGGCAGUCCAUCGCAUCCCUCUUCAAUACAUUGACAGAGUGUCAGAAAUUGAAGGCUUCACCGACUCCCAGAAAGAGGAGUUCUUCAGGAGAGCAAUCAAUGACAAGAACCAGGCCAAAGCAGUUAUCACCUACUUGAAGAACUCGAAGGGCCUCUACAACUUGUGCCAGAUACCUUUUAUCUGUUCAAUCUCAGCGUCAAUACUCGAGAAACAGACAUAUGUACCCGACAAAAUAUGCGAACCUGUCGCACUAACUCCACUAUUUAACGACCUACUCAUCCUGUUACAAAUAGGGAAACACAAUGUAAAGAUAGUUGAUGAAUUGGGGGAACUAGCCUUUAAGCAGUUGGUGAAAGGCAACACGGUUUUCUACGAGGAAGACCUACGAGAGUGCAACAUUGAUGUCCAAGUGGCAGCUGUGUACGCAAAAGUAAGCAUACCCAUCUUCAGGGAGGAUAUUGGGCUGCAGCAGAAGAAGAUCUACUACUUUGGGCAUACCACCAUUCAGGAGUUCUUUGCCGCAAUGCGGUUUCUUCAAUCUGUUGGCAACCAAGACGAAAACCAGGCUGUCAACCGGAAAACCCAGAUUGAGAGAACUCUCUGGUUUUUUGGAGAUGCCACCCAACUCAAGAGCGCGGUGGACAUGACUUUGCGGAGCAAGACCGGACAUAUGGACCUCUUCCUUCGCUUUCUCCUCGGCAUUGCGCAGAACUUUAACCAGAUGUUCUCAGAGGCUGGCUUCACCCCGUCUACUGCCCUUCCGGAAAUGUUAGUGUACAUCAAGAAGAAGGUCUUGGAGAAUCCCACUUCGCCGAGGACCCUCAACCUGCUGAACUGCCUGAGGGAACUGAAAGACUACUCUCUAGACAACGAUAGUGUGCGCUUUCUCGAGACGGGAAUCCCCCCAGAUGCCAAAUAUCCAACUACACAUUGGUCCGACCUGGCCACUCUCUUUUUGGCAUCGUUGUCUGGAUCGAUAGACAUGCUUGGUUUGGAUGUAGAGAACAGAGGAGACGAGGAACUUCUGAGGAUGCUGCCAGUGAUCAAAGCUUCCCAGACCGCCACGCUGUCGUAUCACAACCUGACUGAGAAAUCCUGUGACUAUCUGGCCUCUGCGCUCACCUCAAAGGUGUCCAAUCUGAGAACUCUGGACCUGAGUUUCAACACGCUGAAGGACUCUGGAGUGCAGCUGUUGGCGGCCGGCUUGGCCAAGCCACACUGCCGACUGGAGAGACUGAAACUGUCCGGCUGCAGGGUGAAACAGAAUGGCUUUGCAGCUCUGGCCAAAGCUCUCAAAUCCAACCCGUCGCACCUGCGAGAGCUGGAUCUGAGCGGCAACGAACCGGAAGAAUCGGGGGUGUUUCAUCUCGUUGACGGACUAAAGGUUGUUAAGUGCGAACUGCAGGUCCUGAAGCUCUCAAACUGCAAGCUGGGCCUGGAGCUGAGUCGCGCUCUGGCGGUGUUGCUGAUAGACAACCCUAGACACCUGCGAGAGCUGGACGUCAGCAUGAACGACCUGGGAGACCGGGGGGUGGAGCUGCUCAUGGACAUACUGAAGUCAACCCAGAUAUACAAACUGGAGUUGUACUGUUGUCAGCUCACUGAGAAAUGCUGUGAGAACAUGUUUAGGUGUCUGGUGAACAUCCCCAGUCUGAGGGAGCUCAACCUGAGCAACAACAACCUGAAGGACGAGGGAGUCAAGAUGCUCUGCAACGCCUUCGGACUGCCCGCCUGUCAACUGGAGAAACUCAAUCUGGCGAGCUGUGGCUUCACAUCUGGAGGCUGUCGAUGGCUGGCUGGAGAGUUCAGUUUCAGCCCCACCUUCCUCAAACAGCUGGAUAUCAGCAGGAACCACCUGGGCCACUCAGAUGUUGUCGCGUUUUUCCGGUUCCUCAAAACUAUACGCUUUUCACUGGAGACCCUACGGCUGAGUGACUGUAAGAUGACAGAGCUAUGCUGUCCGGAGCUGGUCGAAGCUCUCCGCUCCAAUCUCACCAACCUGAAAGAGCUGGAUCUAUCUGGAAACGAACUGGGAGACAGCGGUGUAAAAACACUCUGCAUGGGACUGACCUCAACAACCUGUAAACUGGAGAGACUGUUUCUGAGAUGCUGUGGGAUCACAGCAGAGGGCUGCUCCUCCCUAGCCUUAGCCCUGAAGUCCAGUUGCUCCAAAAUCACAGAGCUGGGCCUGAUGGGAAACGACACGGGAGAAGAAGGACUGAGAAUUCUCUCCGGCAUCAGGGAUGACCCACACUACAAACUACAGACUCUAGAAAUAAAUGAUUGAGAGUGGCCUUGCUCGCCGGAGGUGGUUCUUGGCUCGACCUUUUCCCAAAUCUGGAGUGAAGUUACUUAAUGGGGAACACACUGGAGUGAAGAAACGAUUGGCUAACAAGUCCCGACAAAGUACUUUCAGCUCAAUAGUAAGCACUUGAUGUGCUUUUGACCAAUUGGACUGGUUCACUGACUUUUGCCCAUUUUUAAAGUGCCUUACAGUAUCCUGGCUGCUCACACUUGAACAGAAGACCAGAGAGUAUUUACCUAGAAACAGAGGCUGAAAUGACACACACACUGUUACUAACUCCGUUCCUCUGGUCUUGCUACAGUAUCAACUCUUUUAACCUUUGCAGAAGCUUUACAGUAUGUUUUGCACAUCAGUAUGUACACGAUAGAAUGUAUAGGUUUUGUAACAGGCGCCUCUGCUCCUCAAACACGCGUGACCGGCCUCUUGACGACGUCUUAGCCAACCACGGUAGCGAAAAGCUAGCCGUUUGGUGGAGUGAGGUUACGUUAUAGCGUCUCUGAGGGAGAAGGAUGAUGCAACGUUUUAUUUUGAACACUUGUACAGUCCCUUGAUGGCACAGUCUUUUGCUUUUCAAAUUUUUUUCAAUUUUAUUUCUCUUUGAAAGUGCUUUUUUAUUAAGAUGACCAAAUGUUUUGGAAAUGUAUACAGUAGUACAACUCUUGGUUUAUUUACUAUUGUUGCGUACAAUGUACAUUUUACCCAAAUAUACCUAGCUACUUCUAUUGAUCAUAAUGGUUAAAAAAAAAGAGGAAAAAAAGUACUAAUUGGAGGUUGAACUUCAGAAGCUUUCCAACUUUGGUCAUAUGUUUUAGGUCUGGUCUCCAAAUCGGUUUGCACCUACUGCAACAGGCUGGUUGAUGCCAUAUUUCAAGUUAAACAAGUGCCUUUAGAGUAGUGUGAUGGUGAGGGACACUGUUCUCUACUAUUUGUCUCCUCUGUUGGUAUGUACAGUAUCUGUUUGUGUGUUCUGUUAUUGUGUUUGUGUGUAAAUGUAUACCAAAUUCA